AUCUAGCUUGCCAGGAAGUUUUGUCUGAGAGGUUUGAAACCUCAGCAAUGGCUACAGGGUGACUUCUUGGGUUCUCCACGUUUCCGGGUCCUAGUGAAGACCGGUGGACCCAGCUGGGGACAUGAGCUUAUCAUCUGGGCUCCCACUGAGGCUGCUGCUGCUGCUGCUGCUGCUACUGCUGUGGUCUGUGGCCCCGCAGGCGCGGCCGCCGCGUUCGCAUUCUCUACGAUACCUCUUCAUGGGUGCCUCAGAGCCAGACCUCGGGCUGCCUUUGUUCGAGGCCAUGGGCUAUGUCGAUGACCAGCUCUUUGUGUCCUACAAUCAUGAGAGUCGCCGUGCUGAGCCCAGGGCCCCGUGGAUCUCCGGGCAGACCUCGAGCCAGCUGUGGUUGCAGCUAAGUCAGAGCCUGAAAGGAUGGGAUUACAUGUUCAUUGUGGACUUCUGGACCAUCAUGGGCAACUAUAACCACAGUAAGGUCACGAAGCUGGGAGUGAUGCCGGAGUCCCACAUCCUGCAGGUGAUCCUAGGCUGUGAGGUGCAUGAAGACAACAGUACCAGUGGCUUCUGGAGAUAUGGCUAUGACGGGCACGACCACCUUGAAUUCUGCCCCAAGACGCUGAACUGGAGCGCAGCCGAGCCAGGGGCCUGGGCCACCAAGGUGGAGUGGGAAGAGCACAAGAUCCGAGCCAGGCAGAACAGGGACUACGUGGAGAAGGACUGCCCGCAACAGCUGAGACAGUUCCUGGAGCUGCGGAGAGGAAUUCUGGGACAGCAAGUGCCUACUUUGGUGAAAGUGAGUCGUCACUGGGCCUCUACGGGGACCUCUCUAAGGUGUCAGGCUCUGAACUUCUUCCCCCAGAACAUCACUAUGAGGUGGCUGAGGGACAAUCAGCCACUGGAUGCCAAGGACGUGAACCCUGAGAUUGUGCUGCCUAACGGGGAUGAGACCUAUCAGGCCUGGCUGACCUUGGCCGUGGCCCCUGGAGAUGAGACAAGGUUCACCUGUCAAGUGGAGCACCCAGGCCUGGAUCAGCCUCUAACUGCCACCUGGGAGCCCUCGCCAUCUCGGGCCAUGAUUAUUGGAAUCAUCAGUGGGAUCACCGUCUGUGCCAUUGUCUUUGUUGGAAUUCUGUUCCUAAUCUUAAAGAAAAGGAAGGCUUCCGGAGGAACCAUGGGUGACUAUGUCCUAACGGAGUGUGAGUGACCUACAGCCUGCAGAACCACGGGAGGAAGACUCAGCCAAAGACUUGGAGGAAGCACACGUGCUCCAUUCUAGGACAGAGUUGGACCUAACACACAGGAACUGCCUGACAACUGUGCUCUUAGCUUUCCCUGUUCACUUUCUUAAGGUGUUUUCUCCAGUUAAGUUCAGUUCCUGAAGGAUAGUGACUGCUCCAGUGGCAACCUCUCCCUCCAGAAGUGGUCUUAUGAUUCCUAAGCUGCUUCUUGGAGGCAUCCUUCAUUUCCUGCGUCCAUCUAGACUGUGUAGGUCUACCUUAAAAGCCCCUCUAAAUUUGGGGGAUACAUGAUCUGAAGAAAUUAUGAAUCUUUAUCCUAGGAUGCACACACAUACUUGUGCCAGAAAUUUUCAUUCAUAUCUUAGAAUCCAGGACCCACUCAACUGUCCUUUGAGCCUUUCCAUCUGAUAUCUAGUGACUCCUCUGUCACCAAGCCCUGACUUCUCUGCCAUUGGAGGGUUAUAAGAGUCUUCAAUAACACCAUGAAGGCCACACACUGUGCAACUUGAGGAGCCACCCUCUGAGAAAAUACAGAUGUUUGUGUACAGAA
Apodemus sylvaticus (European woodmouse) is the source of this 1788-nucleotide messenger RNA. RefSeq names its product homeostatic iron regulator (gene Hfe). Bases 122 to 1204 code for a protein of 360 amino acids. Lineage: Eukaryota; Metazoa; Chordata; Mammalia; Rodentia; Muridae. The transcript has 6 exons. The record is from RefSeq and is a predicted model, not a curated record. Gene Ontology annotation, cellular component: external side of plasma membrane. Gene Ontology annotation, biological process: antigen processing and presentation of endogenous peptide antigen via MHC class I via ER pathway, TAP-independent; response to iron ion starvation; regulation of iron ion transport. Gene Ontology annotation, molecular function: transferrin receptor binding.